UGCAAAUUACACCCCUGAGACCUUACAAAAAGCUAUAACAGACAUUAAAGCUGGGGUUAUAACAUGUGACAGAGCUAGUGUAUUAUACAACAUCCCUAAACCUACAUUAGUUGAUCAUGUGAAAGGAAGACGAGGCUUAAAAUCAAAUACGUAUGGUUUUGGGCUGUCCCGAAAAGAAAUUUUGCAACUGGUAAAGGAAUAUGUUGAGGUAAAUAAUGUGAAAACCCCUUUCAAGAACAACUUACCAGGAGAAGACUGGUACUUAGGGUUUUCAAAGCGACACAAUCUCUCUAUAAAAAAACCUCAAGGCCUUGAACUGGCCAGAAAGAAAGCGUGCAAUCCCUUCAUCAUAAAAGAGUACUUUUCACUUUUGGAAAAAACUUUAAAAGAACUCAGUCUUGAAAACAACCCUCAUCAAAUAUGGAACAUGGAUGAAACUGGAUUCUGUGUUGAUCCGUCACGUACAAAGGUUGUUGGUGAAAAGAAUUCUCCCUCUUACAGAAUAACUAGCUCUCCUGGAAGGGAGAACGUCUCGGUGUUAGUAGGUUGCAGUGCUGGUGGUGAUAAGUUGCCUCCCUUGAUAAUAUACAAAGGUAAAAACAUAUGGGAUGAGUGGACGGCACCUAUUGGUGAAGGAUAUCCAAGAACCGUGUAUGCAGCAACUGCAAAUGGCUGGAUGGAGAGUGAGGUAUUUGAAAAUUACUUCACCAACACUUUUCUCAAGAGCAUUGGGACAGAAAGACCUGUGCUAUUACUCUAUGAUGGUCAUGCAACCCACAUCUCACUAAAUCUUGUUCUAAAAGCUAAAAGUGAAGGAGUAACCAUUUUAAAACUACCUCCACAUAGCAGUCAUCUACUACAACCCCUUGACCUAACUGUGUUUAAGUCGGUCAAAACUCGUUACGAUGAAAAACUUGUUAAAUGGCAGAGGCAGCACAAUGCUGCUAAAGUUCCAAAGAAAGUACUUUCACGGGUUAUCGGGGAAGUAUGGGUGGAAACAAAACCUGAAAUCAUUGUUAAAGGAUUUUCCAAAGCUGGGAUACAUCCAUUUAACAGUAAAGUGAUCAGCGAUGAUCGAUUCAGUAAAGAAGAUUUGGAACGUUGGAGGAAUGCCAAUAAGAAUACAGUUACUCCUUGCCAGACGGAUGAAACUAGGGUGGAAGAAGAAAGAAUAGAUGAUCCUGAUGAGAUGAAUAAAACUACACAAGAAGGAAGAAACGAAAGUGAAAAUACAGACUUCGAGGAGAAAGUGAAAGGAGAUAGAAGUAAGGUUGCUGUAAUGAGUGAGAAAAAAAGUGAUGACCUGGCUGUUCCUGGACCAGCAAACGUUUGUCGAACUCCAGUAAAGACCACACCGAAAAAAACUUUUGAGUAUUUAUUGCUACAGAAUAUAAGUACAUGCAAGAAAGACUUGGUAAAAAGUAAGAAACAGAGAAUGGCUGUUGGAGCCGAAGUAAUAACGAGAGAAGAAGGUAUUCAAAGACUGAAAGAGCUUGAGGAGCAGAAAAAAUUGGAAGCUGAAGAAAAACGGAGAAAACAACUUGAAAAACUAAGAAGAAAAACCGAGUCGAAACCUAAAAACAAGAGAAAAUUAUUUGAAAGAAAGAAAAUGUCAAAACCUAACCCUAAGAAACAAGAUUCAAGUAAGAACUUGUUUGAAUCUGAUGAAAGUUCUGAUGAUGAGGGUGAUGGAGUCAUGUCGCUUGCUUCUGUAAGUUCAGAAGAAAAUAUAAGAGAAAGAAUUAUUCAAGAGGAGAAAAGUGAUGAGGAAUAUGAGGCUACAUUGGAGAAAAAAGAAUAUAAGAAAGGUGAUUGGGUCUUAGUAAAAUUUCCAACUAAACAGACAGUAAAACACUUUGUGGGGGAAAUUGUAGACUUAAGUGAUCCUGAUGAACCUUUGAUAAGAUACGUCAGAAGAGUUCCUGGCACCAGCUCUGCGUCCGUUUUCCGGUACCCUGAAAAUGAAGAUGUGGGGGAAACCCAAAGUGAAAAUAUAUUGGUAAAACUACCUCAGCCUUCAUUGGGACGAAGGGGGGAACUGAUUUUUAAGAUCAGGUUCUCGACCUACAAUGUCCAAUAA
Nilaparvata lugens (brown planthopper) is the source of this 2080-nucleotide messenger RNA. RefSeq lists its product as uncharacterized. Gene Ontology annotation, molecular function: DNA binding. The record is from RefSeq and is a predicted model, not a curated record. Gene Ontology annotation, cellular component: nucleus. The coding region runs from base 428 to 2080 and encodes 550 amino acids. The transcript has 2 exons. Lineage: Eukaryota; Metazoa; Arthropoda; Insecta; Hemiptera; Delphacidae.